Elgaria multicarinata webbii is the source of this 4728-nucleotide messenger RNA. It is a transcript of the gene NFYB, whose product is annotated as nuclear transcription factor Y subunit beta. Gene Ontology annotation, molecular function: protein heterodimerization activity; DNA-binding transcription activator activity, RNA polymerase II-specific; RNA polymerase II cis-regulatory region sequence-specific DNA binding. The record is from RefSeq and is a predicted model, not a curated record. Bases 2949 to 3566 code for a protein of 205 amino acids. Gene Ontology annotation, cellular component: CCAAT-binding factor complex; nucleus. Lineage: Eukaryota; Metazoa; Chordata; Lepidosauria; Squamata; Anguidae. Gene Ontology annotation, biological process: regulation of transcription by RNA polymerase II. The transcript is spliced from 8 exons.
GGGGGGGGGAGGGAGAGAUGAGAUGAAACAAUGGGGGCCCCACUGGGUCCCCGAGUGUGAGGAGCGGCGACGCCCCCACCGUGUGCCUUCUUGAGAGGCUCCACUAAGGUUUCCCAGCCGGGGCCGCCCUUCUGCCUUUCUUCUCUCCUCUCUUCCUCCCUCCCGCCCCACAGCUCUUUUUCCCCUCCUGGGGUGGAGUUGGGUCUAUUUUUGUAGAUGAGCUUUUGUCUCCUCGGUAAUCUCUCUCUCUCUUCCCCCCCCCCCGCCCUAUUAUCUGAAGCGCACUCAAGAAAAUGGGUCGGGGGGCGGCUCGAUUGCUUCCGUCGCCUCCGCGUUGGGGGUUGUCUAAUGUUUUUUUCCGCCCCUCGCCGUCUGUUCAUCUUCUCUCCCCCCCCCACGCCUUAGCACAUGGUUUGGAUGGGGGGGGGGGAGUUGGAAGCUGUCAAAAAGCGUCUCCCUCAUUAGAGGACAUCCUUGCUCUUGUCUCGCUUCGUCCUGAUCUCCGAGCAUAAGGACCCCAAAGGUGGGUGGGUAUUAUGAAACUACGUUACUGGAUGUGGUUUCAUUCUCGGGGAUUCUGUGUGACGUUUUUCCCAGCACUUUGUUCACAGUAUUCAAGGGUUACCCAUUACCUCUGUCUUGUUAUGGGAGUUGUGUCUUAUGUCUCACGUAUAUGGGCUUCUCACCUCUCUUCCCUCCAGUCCUUUUCCUUGUCAAAUCUACUUGUCCCUGUAGCAUAACCAUCUUCAAGGCACAAGGUUUAUUGAUAUGUUGGUGGAUAUCUGAGAGAACGUUGUUUUCUGGACUGCAUACAAACUGCUGCAAAUUGGCACUGUGUAAUCAGUGCAGAUUGGAUGUGUGUGGUUUGAAUGUGCUGACAGGUAAUAACAAGGUGCUGUGAACUUCAAGUGAACAAAAUGUUCUUGUGGUAAACUGUUUGUUACGCUAAUUAUAUUUAAGGAAGAAAGUCUAUAUGUAAAUGUACUGAUGUGUAAAACCCUGGAAAUACAUUUUUUUUAAGUCUCAGGCUCACAGUGGCACAGUUUAUGAUGUGUAAUAGUACAUGAUAUAUUAUAUGAAAUUUGCUAUAGCUGCAGUAGUGCAGAUUUUCUUGUGUUUUAUUCUACUCAUGGGCACUUGCAGGAACAAGAUAGGUUGACAGAAGAGCCAGUAUCAGUUGGCUUUGAGUACAUGUGGGAACUUGCAAACACAGCACUACAAGUUCUAUGACAAAAAUAGCAAGCAUAGUGGAUAUAUAAACUAAUAAAAUGCAUAGAGAAGAAUACAUCUGAGAGUAUUUUAAUUGAAAUGCUUAAAGUGGUACUAAAUGCUGACGUUACAGUGCAAUCUUAUGCAUGUCUAUUCAGAAAGAAGUCCUGUUGAGUUCAAUGGGUCUUAGGUAAUAGUGUAUAGGAUUGCAACCUAAUUGACUAAAUUAGAUGAAGGGAAUCUGAUAUGUGCCAAUCUACUACUGUAUGCUGAAUAGUUGCACUGAAACUAACCCAGCUCAUUAAAAUCCUGCUGCAGGAAACUCCAGAGAUUUUUGUGGGGUGCAGAGGACUGCAGGACAGAGGAGAAAGAUAAAGUUCAGUUGCGCUAGCAGACUUCUGCUAAUAUAAUGUUGGAUUUAAGCCACAUGUAGUGUUUUGUUGUAUAUAUUGAAAGUGCUAUAUGGAAUUUCCUCCCUUAAUACUGUUUACAUAACCACUGAUAAGUCCUAGUUUUAGAUGACAGUUGUGAUGUUAAGAUUCUUGUAGUCUUGGACAACUUAACUAUUACUUCACAAUAGGCAAGACAUGCUAACAAUGGCCUCAGUACAGGAUCCAUCACUAGGGCUACUAUGUAUAACAUUAAUAAAGUGACCUUCAACUCACCGGAGAUUGCUUUCUUAAGUAAAUUGCCUCCUUCAAAGAGCAGUCUUGGCUGAGUUACAUUAUGCCCCUACAAAUCCUUAUGCUGUAAAGAACCUUAGGAUAAAUAUUAUCAUUUGUUUUCUUUCUCUUUCCUUUUUUACCUCCACUAGCAACUUUUAAUGUGAAAAAUGGUAGGUGAGUGAAACUUGAUUUAAAGGCAUUGUAGUUUUCUUAGCUGGGUUUGCUCUUAAUUUAGACCAAAUGCUUGCUAGGCUGCCUGCUUCAUAAGAUAGUGGCUGUUUUUGGAUAUUACCAUGAUUUAGUGUUACCAUGGUUAUAAUCGUGGGUUAGCACAGCCUUCCCCAACCUGGUGCCCUCCAAAUGUUUUGGAAUACAGCCCUCAUCAUUCCUGACCAUUGGCUAUGCUGGCUGGGGCAGAUUGGAGUUGUAGUCCAAAACAUUUGUAAGAUACUAGUUUGGGGAAGGCUGGGCUAUCAUUAUGAGAAUGAAACCCACCCACCUCCUGCUUGUACUCUUUCUCUCCUCCCUUGGUAUGGCCACAAGGAGGAGAUCUGUUUUUAGAUUAAUAACAGUUUAACAUGUCAUCGAAACCCUGAACUGUAAUUAACCUUAACUAUAGUUAGUGAAAGCAAGCUUUCAUAAGCUAUAGUUCAAAGUUGGCGGGUUUCCAUUAAGUAUAGUUAAGAUUAACUCCAGUUUGACUUGGCAAGCUGUGGUUUAUCAAAAAUGGAAGGAAAAGCUUUUGAACUCCUUGUAGCAGCACCAGAGGAGGAGUGAGGAGCCACAGCUCUGAUGGGAAGCUAUGCUCAUUUUCAUGAUGCUCAUCUAUGAUUUAGUGUCGUUUCCAGACCAGACCAGUGUUAUGCAGCACCUAGCACAUUAGGCACUUAUAAUAUUUACCUUCCUGUAAGCAUAUACUUUUGUUCCAUUACAGACCUUGUUCUGGCAUAAACCAAUCGAGGAAAUCUGUCUCUGCAAUUGGGAUAAUAGUGAAUAUAACAGAUUACAUUCCCGUAGUACAGUUUUUAUUUCAGUUUAAUCCUUCUCCUCAAGCAGAACCAAAGCAUAAAAGAGAUGGAUGGUGAUAGUUCUACAACAGAUGCUUCCCAAUUGGGAAUUGCUGGAGAUUACAUUGGUAGUAGUCACUAUGUGAUACAACCUCAUGAUGAUACGGAGGACAGCAUGAAUGAUCAUGAAGACACAAAUGGCUCCAAAGAGAGUUUUAGAGAACAAGAUAUAUAUCUUCCAAUUGCAAAUGUGGCAAGGAUAAUGAAAAACGCUAUACCUCAAACAGGAAAGAUUGCUAAAGAUGCAAAGGAAUGUGUGCAGGAGUGUGUAAGUGAAUUCAUCAGCUUUAUAACAUCAGAAGCAAGUGAGAGGUGUCACCAAGAAAAACGGAAGACUAUAAAUGGGGAGGAUAUUCUCUUCGCCAUGUCGACCCUUGGAUUUGAUAGCUAUGUUGAACCUUUGAAGCUGUAUCUUCAGAAGUUCAGAGAGGCCAUGAAGGGAGAAAAGGGUAUUGGGGGAACAGUUAACACAGCAGAUGGCCUUAGCGAGGAGCUCACAGAGGAAGCAUUUACUAACCAGUUGCCAGCAGGUUUGAUAACUACAGAUGGCCAACAGCAAAAUGUUAUGGUUUAUACAACAUCUUAUCAACAGAUCUCUGGUGUUCAGCAGAUUCAGUUCUCAUGAUCUGAAGAUGACGUUGGAUCUGGGAAUGUGAGAGAGAUGGGCAACGAACUAUAAAAUGCUGAAAGCGAAGAAGAGUUGGUUUGAAAUGGCUGGUGAAGAGGGAAAUGUCACUUUGUAUAUUCAAUAGCUGUAAUGUAGCUGCCUGAGGCUUGACUAAUUGAGGUGUGAACUCUGACUCAAACCUUUUUUCAUGAAUGAUUUUAAAAGAAAUUGGAUUUUAAAGGUAUUAAAGUAUUUUUGUUUUGUACAAGAGUUUGUUGCUCUGUAUAACUCCUGUAUGCAUUGUAUAUUGCAAUUUACUACUGUCAGAGAUUUGUAGACAGUUUCUUAUUUUCAUAUUGAAUCAUGUUACUUUUGUAAUUCAAGUAAACAGCUGGGUUUAAUUCAUGUUUACCCUUUGAAUAAAACAUAAGGGUACAGUUCAUUUUGAAUGCAAGUUGCCUUUAUUAUAAAAAUUGGGAUGACCUUUUGUUUUGUAAUUGUCUUGCAUGACUAAAGUUGCGAUAACUAUUUAUUAAUAUUUUAACUCUGAAAGGGAAUUCCUCAAGCGCCAGCAGUUCACAAGAAGUGCUCCCACUGUUUUUCAUGUAAUGAUUGAAUUAAUGUGAAUCCAGAAGUAGCUAGUCUUUAGAUCUUAGCAUUAGUAGCUUGGGAUGUAAUCUACCAGGAACUACUUUGCACAAGUUUAAUGAGAAUGAAGGGAAGUUAGGCAAGAAUAGUUGUCUCGUGUGCAGGGCUAGUUCUGUAGAUUGCCUGAUGCCCAACGACAGUGUUAACUGUACCUUGUAGUGCAGUCCCUGUUUUGAAACAACUAGAAAUAUGUAAUAGGGUUUUUUUGUUUUGUUCCCACUGACUAGGGACAUUGGUCUCACUGCUUUUGAAAUAAACCCAUUUUAAUUUAUGAUCUCUCUUUAAAUAAGCCACAUUCUCUUUACUCAGUUGUGACAGUUUGACAGUCUUUUUGGGGUAACUUAUCUUUCUUUUUUUAAAAAGCAUAUAUCUACGUUUCCAUGAUCUGUGGGGAACUCUCAAAUGUUUAUAACAUCUGUGGAGUGUGUGGGGGUUUAAGCAUGUAUCAGAAUGGAUCUGAAAUGGAAGAGUUGGACUUCCACUUUGCUGGCUGUUUUCUGGCUUUGCAAUAAACUACGGUAUAUGUAAAUAA